Laetiporus sulphureus 93-53 is the source of this 861-nucleotide messenger RNA. RefSeq lists its product as uncharacterized. The annotation marks the transcript as partial. The record is from RefSeq and is a predicted model, not a curated record. Gene Ontology annotation, biological process: protein phosphorylation. The transcript has 2 exons. Gene Ontology annotation, molecular function: ATP binding; protein kinase activity. Lineage: Eukaryota; Fungi; Basidiomycota; Agaricomycetes; Polyporales; Laetiporaceae.
GAACUUGCUAGUGGACAUGCCGAGCCAUAUCUCCAGUCUGGCGCUUACUACCUCAAUCUCAUUCGUACUGUUGAGGACCGUAGAGCGGGCACAGUGCUGCCAUGCAUCAUACUUUACGCAGCCGGACCACACAUUGGUUUCUCUGGUGCGGCUUUCUCACGCAAGAUACGUCAAGAUGUGCUCACCCCACUGCUCGGCACGGACUUCCACCAUUGUGACGAAGACGCAUUCUGUAUACUCGUACACGCGCUGCGUGCCUACAAGAAUGCCGUGAUCGCAUUGGAGCACUACUAUGCAGUUGACUUGCCGCUCAUUCAAGCUCGUCCACCCGCAAAGAUGCCACAGCUAUUGUUUCCCUAUCCGAUGGCAUACCACGACACGAAUGGUCGCGAGGUCGGCUUCAAGUACAUUGAGCCAAUGGACACCGGAACAUUAAUCUUUCGCGGUGUUACCGAUCAUGACAGCCGGCCCAUCGUAAUCAAAUUCACCCACCGAUAUUCGAAGGUUGUCCACGACUGGUGUGCAGAUCACCUGUGUGCACCAAAGCUGCUCGCCUGCGAGCGGAUUCCAGGGCGAUGGUUCAUGGUGGUGAUGGAAUCGGUUCCUCUGCAUGAGUACUGCAAUUUGUCUAGACAGCGCUAUCUCCUUUCUCAUGAGCAAAUGCAACACGUCCGGGAGAAUGUGGAGAAAUUUGUUUCUAAAUUGUGGGAAGCCAAUUUCGUACACGGUGAUCUGCGGGAUGCCAAUAUCCUAGUGAAUGCAGACGGUACAGACUUCAAAGUAGUGGAUUUCGACUGGUCUGGAGCGAUUGGUGAAGCGCGGUACCCUUCCAAUAUGAACACAGUCACAGUGCGUCGCCCA